UACAUGAGUGUGACUCAUUCUCACUCCCUUGACUCUUUAUAAGCGUUCCUUCCAUUUUCUCCUUCCAGCAAAUUCCACUCUUCAAAAUAACUCUUGUUCCUCAAAACACAAACACCAUAACAUGGGAGAGAAAAAAGAAGCGGCGAAGAAUGAGGGCGAUAAGAAGCCUGAAUCAGGAGCAAAGCAAAACGACGGACGCCUACCUGUCGUUUUGAAACUCGACAUGCAUUGCGAGGGAUGUGUCAAGAAGAUCAAACGCGCCGUUCGCCAUUUCGACGGUGUGGAAGACGUUAAGACCGAUCUAUCAAGUAAGAAACUAACGGUUAUUGGAAAAGUCGACCCUGCCAAAGUGCGAGAUAAACUAGCGGAGAAAACUAAGAAGAAGGUCGAACUCAUUUCUCCUCAGCCUAAGAAGGAUUCCGCCGGGGAUAAACCGCCGGAAGAGAAAAAAUCCGAAGAGAAGAAACCGGAAGAUAAAAAGGCAGAAGAAAAAACUCCGAAAGAGAGCACGGUGGUGUUGAAGAUCAGACUGCACUGUGAAGGUUGCAUUCAGAAGAUUCGAAAGAUUAUCCUCAAAACCAAAGGAGUUGAGUCGGUGAACAUUGAAGGAGGAAAGGAUUUGGUGAGCGUAAAGGGGACGAUGGACGUGAAAGAAAUAGUACCGUAUUUGAACGAGAAGCUGAAGCGAAACGUUGAAGUGGUCCCACCCAAAAAAGAGGGUGGUGAUAAGAAAGAGAACAACAAGAAGGAAGGUGGUGGUGGUGGUGGUGCUGAAGGUGCAGCGAAGGUGGAGGUGAACAAAAUGGAGCACUACGGGUACGCGUACCCAGCUCCCCAUAUGUACUGGCACGGUCACGGUGGAUACGCACCUGGUGAAAGUAGUAGUAGUAGCAGCAGCAGCAACAACAGCUAUGAGGUAGAGGUUCAAUCAGGGUAUUCGUAUUCGAAUCAAGGUUAUGAUGGUAAUUACGUGAAUUACCCUUACCAGCAUGGGUAUAAUGAUAAUUACAUGGCAAUGGCACAACCACCACCCCCGUUCUACUUGAACCCUCACCAUCCUCCUCCACAGAUGUUCAGCGAUGAGAAUCCGAAUGCGUGUUCCGUGAUGUGAGGCAACGUCUUGUUUCUCAAUAUUCUAUUAUUGAUUUUGAUGUAUAGCCAUAUGCAGGCUGUAAAUAACAGAUUUUAUAUAGAUUUGAAAAGAGUUCUGUAUAAUACUAUUAGUACUAAUUAGAAAAAUGUAGUACAACUUUUGCUAUUAAAGCAUGCUUAAUGACAUAGAGAGCGGUACGGCCGGCCGGCUUGGACAAAUCCGGUUCAGGUAACUUUUUAAAAAAUGGAGUUGUAGCCUUUGCAGCUCUUUUUGGUUGUUCUGCU
Messenger RNA from Glycine soja, 1377 nucleotides. Its product is annotated as heavy metal-associated isoprenylated plant protein 6-like. Bases 122 to 1111 code for a protein of 329 amino acids. The transcript is spliced from 5 exons. Lineage: Eukaryota; Viridiplantae; Streptophyta; Magnoliopsida; Fabales; Fabaceae. The record is from RefSeq and is a predicted model, not a curated record. Gene Ontology annotation, molecular function: metal ion binding.